GCGCGGGCGUAGUGCUUGUUACGACACGUUCUUGACAUCCGAGUGAAAAAGGACUCCAGUUCCUGGUAUGGACACACAGUGGUGGACGGAUGAGGCGAAGAAGGUAAACCUUACCGACUGUGAGCCUGAUCAACUGCCCUGAUCCACCAGCAGAAGAAGACACAAGAGUGGGAAUAUUCACAUCAGGAAUGUCAGCUAUGAACAAAUCUGCUGAAGAUGGGAACUCCUUCUCGUCAAAGGUCAUUGGCGUUGUGUUCAUCACCCUGCUGCUGGACCUGCUGGGCUUCACCCUGAUUCUGCCGCUGCUGCCUUCUAUUCUGGAUCAUUAUGCUGAAGCAGGGGAUGUCACAUAUCAGUCCCUGCAGAGUGUGGUCGACUGGUUUAGGGAGGCUGUUGGUAUUCCUAUGGAAAAGAAAUACAACACUGUUCUGUUUGGAGGUCUGAUUGGGUCGCUGUUUUCUCUGCUGCAGUUCUUGUCCUCACCUUUAACGGGAGCUUUGUCUGAUCAUCAUGGCAGACGACCUCUCCUCAUCUUUACCACAUUAGGGCUGAUUUCCUCCUACGCGGUCUGGGCUGCUUCCCGGAGCUUCAGCAUGUUCCUUUUGUUUCGGGUAAUUGGGGGAAUUUGUAAGGGGAACGUCAGCCUCUGCACAGCCAUCAUCGCAGACCUGCCAUGCCCAAAAGCCCGGAACAAAGGAAUGGCAAUGAUUGGUGUUGCCUUUUCCUUGGGCUUCACCGUUGGACCUCUUAUGGGUGCUUACUUUGCUGUCAGCUCCAAAACAACAGAAAACGUCUUCUAUGAAACUCCAGCUCUACUUGCCUUGGCCUUCAGUGUUGCUGAUCUUGUCUUUAUUUGGCUGAUGUUGCCAGAAACUCUACCAAAGGGCACUAAGGCUUCACUAUCUGGCUGUGGGGAGUCCUGGGAUCUUCUCAGUCCACUCUCCUUGUUCCAUUUCACCGCCGUCACCAAGACGAAGGAACCACCUUCAAAAGAAAGAAUGCAGAAGCUCCAAGUGUUGGGACUGGUUUAUUUCUGCUACCUCUUCCUGUUCUCUGGUCUAGAGUUCACACUGAGUUUUCUGACUCACCAGCGCUUCCAGUUUACAAGCAUGCAGCAGGGAAAGAUGUUCUUCUUCAUUGGUGUCAUCAUGGCUUUAAUCCAGGGUGGUUACGCUCGAAGAAUCAAACCUGGCCAACACAUACGAGCUGUUCGCACGGCAAUAAUGAUGCUGAUUCCAGCUUUUAUUCUCAUUGGGUUAUCAUGGAACAUAACUAUGCUUUAUAGUGGCUUGGCGUUAUACUCCUACGCUGCAGCAAUUGUAGUUCCCUGCCUGUCGACCCUUGUUGCUGAUCACGGUUCAGCUAAUCAGAAGGGUACAGUGAUGGGGAUCCUGCGGAGUUUGGGUGCACUAGCAAGAGCAUUUGGACCAGUGAUGUCAUCCUCUGUUUACUGGAUUGCAGGAGCACAGACCUGUUUCCUCAUCACAUCAGCCUCCUUUGUGGUUCCUCUUCUUCUCUUGAGCAAAGCCCGGAGGUUAAAGGAGGAAUGAGCUGCAGAAGGACUGAGAAUAAUAUUUUUAAAAGAUCCUAGUUCUGCUGCCUUGUACAGAUACUAUGUUGUUUACUUAUAUCCAGGGGAACAAGCACUAUGUUUUUACAUUUUUAGAAAGCCGUUAUGUCAUAUUUACCCUCGGUGCCUUUGUCUGAAGAUAUUCAUGUGAAACAAAACAAUGCAAAAAGACCAAAUGUAUGCCCCAAUAUUGAAGAAGGUACAGAGUAUUUUUUAGUAUUAAGUAGGAAACAAUGCUGUAUGUUUGCACAUGAAGAAAUCUCCUUUUUAUAAAACACAUUAUAGUGAUUACAAGUCGUAUUUAUGCUUGCUGAGUUUCAGCCUCUUUUUAUAAUGGAGCAUUUUACCAGUCAUACAGAUGUAUUGUUUUAUUAGCCAACAUUAUACGUUUCCUGUCUUUGAAGGAGUUUUUUUUUUUUUUUUUAUUAAAUUUGGGGGUAAAAAUCUACUGUAAUGCUUUUGUCAAAAUGAUUUCUAUGCUUAUCACCAGAGUUUAUAAAAAAAAAAAAAACGUAAGUAAAAUUGUACUUUUCAAACCAUUUCCUAUUGCUAAACCGUUUCUUUACAUCAUAGUUUUCUGAUUAAUACUCUUUCACAUUAAGUUUUAUACAAAUACCAUUUUCAGUAUAAAAGGGAAGUUUAAUGUGUUAAACUGAAUUCAUUAAAUGCCAGAAGAAAAAGAAAAAAAGAUGUAAUUGUCCAGAAAGCUGUUCCAAACGAAAUUUAUUAUGGUUUUACACUUGUGUAAACAAAAUGACAAAUAAAUCUGUCCAAGUCUAACAAAAGAUUUACAGGACUUAGCAUCAAAUCUACCAUCAGGGUAUCCCUAAAGAGAUGUUAUUUAAUGGGAAACUCUUUUCCUAAAGCAACCUGGCAGUCUGAUUUUUUCUUUUAAGGUAAGGUUCAGCUGACAUUGGUACAAACGUGUAGAGAUGUUUUAAAAAAAACAAAAAUUACAAAAAGAACGAGAUGUUAAGCUGAAGGAGAGAUAAACACAUUGACAAGAGGAAAAAUACUGGGUUAUUAUUAUAUUGUUUAAACUUUUAUUUCACCAAAAAUUCACUAUUGAUGUUAACAAUCUCUUGUACAAUUGAGACUUUUCUAAUAUCUACCUAGAAAAUACUUAUUUGAAUAGAAGGACCUACAGUAUUUGGGAAAUAGAAAAGUUUAGGUUAAAGAGAAGUAAAAUUAGCAUCAGGUUUUAAGAACGACAAAUUAAACUGAAAUAACCAUCAUAGUAAAACAAAACUCUUCCA
This is a messenger RNA of Cyprinodon variegatus (sheepshead minnow), 2826 nucleotides long. It is a transcript of the gene slc75a1, whose product is annotated as major facilitator superfamily domain containing 10. Gene Ontology annotation, molecular function: transmembrane transporter activity. The transcript is spliced from 13 exons. The coding region runs from base 189 to 1550 and encodes 453 amino acids. Gene Ontology annotation, cellular component: brush border membrane. Lineage: Eukaryota; Metazoa; Chordata; Actinopteri; Cyprinodontiformes; Cyprinodontidae. The record is from RefSeq and is a predicted model, not a curated record. Gene Ontology annotation, biological process: transmembrane transport.